AGAGUUUACCUGGCUAUUCGCACCUGCUCACAGGGCUCUAAUGGCGGGUAACGGACUCCCCGAUACCGACCACUCCCUAACUGACCUGCAGGCCAGGAAACAGGAAUAUAUAUUUGACUUGCUCUUUGACAUCAGCCAUGAUCGCAAUUUAUCAAGACAAGAUUUCAACAAGUUACAAAAAUUGAUGCUGGCGGUAAAGGGGUUAACUGGCAGAUGUCAACAGAGCAGAUCGAUCCAGAACCGACUGGCUGGCAUCUGGUCGGGGUUAAUAAAGAGUUCCAAGAACUACAGAAAGAAUCCCUUACAGCUACACCUCAGCGUUUUUGAGUGGUUGGUUUACUGGAGUGACGUCACCAAGGCGGCGAAGACAUGCGGUGAUUGGCCAACCAGCUCUGUGAGCGGGGAGGCGGACUACCAAUGGCAUCACGAGUUUAUUGACCUCAUGUUUGAAAUAUUUGACACGAACAAUGACAAUCACAUCGAUGAAGAAGAAUACUGUAAAUGUCUCAUUCACUUUGGUGUUCCAGAAACCUCAUGUCGUAAAGCAUUUAACACAUUAUCACUAGAGACGUCAAAACAAGGAAUCAAUCACCAGCAGUUCAAAGAUUUCUGGCUGGAAUUCAUUCUCAGUGACAAUGUGUCUGAUACCGGCAAUUAUUUGUUCGGCGACCCAUUUGUACCGAGAAGUGAAGAUGGAGCCACUACGUAAACGUGAAGUAGACGUCGCCAUUCAGGAGUUGAACCCAGGUGUUCACAAAACGAUUAUAAAACACUGAUGAUAGUUUAUAGUAUGCGAGACUCGGACAUUAGAAUGGUUUCGCAAACAUACCAUUACUUUUACGGAUAGUAACAGUACUAAUCGUUUAACUAGUUUUGCAGAUCGGCACGGUUAGUGGCUUAAAAAUGGCGGCAUUCUCACACGUGUUAUUUGUUUAUUAUUGUUUUUUAAAUUAUAUAUCAGGGGUCGCGUUAAGAUGCGUCCAUGCGUCCCUGAACGUAUGGAAAGCAGACUUGGACGCCUGCUCAUCACCACAAGUGAUAAGAAAUCCGUCCCAGUUUAUUUUCAAAGACGCAUUCCAGACGCAUGUUUAUUCCAUUAUUUCAUCAUCACCAUGUCGUAAGAGAUCUGGACGCAUGGAAUCAGAUAGCCAAGUCAAACAAUUCGUCACUCAUAAUCCCGCCAUGAUCUCCACUGUCGUUCCCACUAUAAACAUAUUGUACAAAAUUAAUGUAAAUCACUUUCUUCUCCCGAUCGUCUGGUGGUAUUGUGGGAAUGGCAAGACGGGUCUAUAUUUUGAAAGGUAUAGAGGACACUUCGAUUGAUUACGGUUUAUUCUUUCAGGCCGAAACGCCAUCGGAAAUCCUCGUGUGGUCAAUGUACGUCACAAUCAAUGGGGUUUCCGUAAGCAGACACGGGCUAUGUUACUAACACCGGAGCCGUGUUAACAGUCGACGUGUACUUUAUUAUAGUGGAAAGAUGAAAUGCCACACUAAGUUAAUUAUUGCGGCCACUAUAUCAGCAAACUACAUCAAUAUAUCACUAUGCGUCUGAACAUUGAUAUAGUUUAGGUAUAGUGUGGAUUUGGUUAUGUAUUUAAACCAUUAACACGACUAUCGAAAUUAAAGUCUAAAAAAAUGACGUAAAUUGACCACACUGAUAUUGGCAAUCGGAAAACCUCGUAACUUCUGUCGAAACCGAACCGAGUGUAGCUAUACAGUUUACUAACUUGUUUGAAUAUUCCUACAAGCGGAUAGAUUUUCCUUUACAAACAAAACAAUCUAAAUUAGAUAUGCAUCACUAAUUGUUUAUUUUGAUAACAAAUAACUAACCUAUAACAACAUAAUAUCAAUACGAUAACCAAUUUGGAAAUUGGACUUGCCCGAGAUCAGACAUAGAAACAAUCAUGGCCGCCCAAGUUGUUCGCUUCGAACGAUCUAAAACGCAAUUUUUAACAUCAUUAAAAAAAUAAAUAACAAACUCGUACAAGACGUGGAUGUUGUCCAUCCUGACUGAAGCUAUGGAAACGUGUUCUUAAGCUGUUAUUUCCUAUAAGAAAAAAAGGGACUCGUGGAUUUUCAGAAUGGACUCAUGGAAAUGAGCCAAUUCAGGAGCAAAUGAGUCCACUGGGAAAAGAAAUUGACUCCUGGGAAAAAAUCCUUAAUGCUACCCCUGUAGGCCUAUAUUAACCACGAAUUUUAUUAUCUGUUGCAGGCCUUUUAAUCGUAAAGAGCGAGAAGCAAACUGCUGUUACGUCUCCAGCUACACCGAAAGUGUGUCACGUUCCGUAAAAGUAACGGUUAGGUUGCGAAAUCUCUAUUAAAAACAAAAUGUAUACUGUCCAGUUUUAACUUCCGAAAUUCUUGUGUUCGUGAAUUUCCGCCUGUACCUUGUAUUUUCGUGACUUUUCGGAUGUAUUCGGAUGUAUUCGAAAAUUCAUAAGAAGCCAGAAAAAUACUUUUGGGCUCAUUGUUCAAUUUUCGAAGAAUUUCUUUCAGUGAAGAUGUUAAAGUAGGCCUACAAACAACAUUGUUUUUAAGUACUGACGGAAACUGUGAAAGUCAAUUUUAAUUUCAAAAACUAGAAGGUGUGUUUUCUAUGUUAAUCUUGUCGACGCAGUUCAUUAGAAAACGGAGUCAUUAAAGUCGCAAUCUCUUCUUCAGUACAGUGGCAUUUACAUGGCCAAACACACUGGGAAUUUCCUCUCACGCAAAAUGAAAUACAGUUUAUCUCGGUCAUAGACAGCACUCUCUGGCGAAGUCAGAGGUUGUGUGCCCACGACAGGCGUGCUUGGACAGUUCUCUGAUAUAACCAUCAAGUGGACAAUGGGUGUGCUAGAGGUGAGCUGUUUUGGCUUUCAGCACAGGCGCUCUAAACACGUGAUGUAUUUUAAAGGCAUAUUGCCACAGACCACUGACCGAUUAAAUGGCCUAACAAAGUAUAUGCAUUUGAAUAGUCUCUAAAUGUACUUUUUUUAGUAACCAUCCAUACAUCACUUAUUAAUGAUAUUUUUUAAAAACAUAAUUGAAUUAUGGCAAUGGUCCAUAAUUUAAAAACUAAUAUUACCAAGAGGGUUGACAUGGAUUUCACUCCAUCAUGGUUCAGUUAAAGUGAUUCAAUAGCCAGGUUUGGUUUCCAAACAUUGAUCUAAUUUUCAUUUAUUAUCCACUUUUGGAGAAACAAGGUCCUUAAAUCCGUGACAGUAUGCCUUUAAUAGUCGGUUAGUAAUUAUGUACUGUAGCAGACGGUUAGCAGCAAUACGUAACAAAAGUUGAUUUUGAUUGGAACAGCUGCUGUCAGAAUUCAUUGUUGACGAUAAGUGCUAAAGCCAACGCCUGUACAUUUGAAAAUGACGGCGGGCAAACGACGAAAUUAUUGAUUAGUAGUUGAGUAAUGGUAACCGAAACUAGAUACAUAAUCACAAUGUAUACAAUUAAAUGUCUUUAUUAUGAAGUCUGUCCCAUAGCGUAAUAUUCACUAGAAACUGUUUAUCUCGAACUAUUUCGAGAUAACUAUGUUUGUCAUUAUUUUCGUUUUUAUACUUUAAGGAAGGUGCUAUAAUCACAAUGUUUUAUUGAAUGUAUUAAAACACAUAUUAC
This is a messenger RNA of Gigantopelta aegis, 3597 nucleotides long. RefSeq lists its product as uncharacterized. Bases 41 to 709 code for a protein of 222 amino acids. The transcript has 6 exons. NCBI's taxonomy places the organism in Eukaryota, Metazoa, Mollusca, Gastropoda, Neomphalida, Peltospiridae. The record is from RefSeq and is a predicted model, not a curated record. Gene Ontology annotation, molecular function: calcium ion binding.